AUGAUGCCCUUAGAAUCCACUGCGGCCCGAAUUUGGGCGGUUAUCAUCAUUUCACUGCAUACUACGAGUGCCUAUUCCCAACUGAACUCCGGCAACGGGCAAACCGAUGGGGGCGCGGCACUCCGGAAGCUGCUGAAGCACGACGACCGCGAUCUGACAGAGGUGCAGGCCACGGGCGUCCUCAGAGGAGUCGGCGUUGACCGCAGCGGGCGCAUCUUCUACAGUUCCCGCAUCCCGUCCUGCCACGUCGAGGACACGCCCGCCAGCACGGUCGGCCAAAUUUUCACCCUCUGUCAGCAGGCGGCCGCCAUCAGGAACUGCUCCCUUGCUGUGGGUCGGCGGGAAAACGUCACGGGCUCGAGCGUGGGCCCCUUGUUCCAGUUUAAGUGCGGGAGCGGCAUAUGCAGCGACACGUGGGUGCCUUCGUCUUCGGACUGCGACGUCGAGGCGCUCUUUGGCGUCCCCCUGCAGAAAGCGCUCCAGGGGGAGUGCCCGACGGAAGCGGGGCACGAGCACGUGUCUUCGUUCGCGCCCACGCUGCUGCAGCCCUUGGGGGCGCCGUGGCAGGAGGUGGGAUGCAUCUACGGCAUGCCCAACGGCACGCAAGUCUUCAGCGAGGAGCACUGCGACGACGGCAGGCGCCACGUGGACGUCAUGCUGCGGCUGGCGGGCCAGGGGUUCGCGGAUGGCGGCGCGGAGUUCUGGUGCACCUGGGAUGCCCGGUGCCGCGACACGCAGGGGUGCUGCGAAGGAGACAACCUGUAUGAGGGGGAGUUCAUUUGCUUUGUGGACACAGAUGCCUCCGUGCAAGGGGAAAGUUCUGGAUCGAUGUUGGGAGGACUGUCCCGGCCGGCGCUGGUGGUGUGCUUCCUCGUGGGGCUGUGUUUAUUCUGGUAG
Messenger RNA from Ostreobium quekettii, 897 nucleotides. Lineage: Eukaryota; Viridiplantae; Chlorophyta; Ulvophyceae; Bryopsidales; Ostreobiaceae. The record is from the annotation of a GenBank genome assembly.